Molecule: messenger RNA, 495 nt
Organism: Pseudozyma flocculosa PF-1
Lineage: Eukaryota; Fungi; Basidiomycota; Ustilaginomycetes; Ustilaginales; Ustilaginaceae
Exons: 2
Coding region: 1-495 (164 amino acids)
Source: RefSeq, a predicted model, not a curated record
AUGAAGUUCUGCACCGUCAUCACUGUCGCCGCCCUCCUAGGCACCUCGGCCUACGCCGCCUCUCUGGACGCAUCCAGGAGCGCCCUCUCGCCCUCGGCGGCCGACGAGGCCGAUUCGUUUGCCUCUGACCUGCUCGUCACGUCUCGGUUCGAGGACCUCGAGGCGCGCGGCGGCAAGCACCACAAGCCCAAGAAGAUGCAGGGCGGAAAGAUUACCUGGUACAACGGCGAUCAGCUGCUGCGACCCGCGUGCCCCGGUAUGGCGACGCCGACCGACGACUCGAUGACGGCAGCCAUCUCGCUCGUCUCUCCGCCGGCCAAGUGCGGCGACAAGAUCCAGAUCAAGAAGGGCGACCAGUCGGUCGUGGUGACCGUCGUCGACUACUGCGCCGCGUGCACGCCCAACUGGAUCGACGUCACCAAGGGCGUCUUCCGCCACUUUGACGCCGUCUCUGCGGGCGUCAUCCAGGACAUGGAGUUCACCGUGCUCCCUUGA